CCGCCGCGCGCUCUGCGCCUGCGCCGCGACCGCUCCCGCCCACGCGGUCUUCCAGCGCACUGUGACGCCACAGCGCGCCGUCGCCGUGACGUGGAGGCGGCGUGACGCAGGCACGCAGAGGGGUGCGCUGUUCAAUGAUUAUCCUGAAUUAAACCAACUGAGUGUUCUUCAUCUGUGACUUGGGCUGUUUUGAGGAUUUUUGUGUGCUGAGGAAUUAAGAUGGAUGAAAUGUUUUAUUGGCCAUAGCAGCAACAGGAUGUGUGAGAAUGUAGGAAAAGGAAGAAGAAUUUCCAACACCUACUUGAAUUGUUCUGGUUCAGGAACGUUGUCAUAUCUAUUAGAGGGCAUAAUGCAGAAUCCUUUACCUUUUUCUGCAGGUGGUGUUUUUUUGCAUGCUAAUCCUGCAGAGAAUCAUUGUGUCCAACAAAGUAUGCUGGAUCAGCAAAAACAAGAAACUUGUCCUGGAAAGACAGUAUCCACAGAUGAACACAAAUCCCCUUCUGAUAUCAUACAAAAUUCUCAGAAGAAAAGUCAGUUUAGGACCAUCGCUCCAAAAAUGGUACCAAAAAUUUUAACGUCUGGAGUGGUUUCUUGUCUUCAGUCAUCUUUGUCUGAACAAAAUACACCUAUUUCGGCUGCAGGUUCUAAACCGCUGGUAGUACCAACACAAAACUAUGCUGUGAUGCGGGUUGCUGGUCAUGAGGGGACUUUUUCUGUUUUGGCCUUGCCAUAUGUUAACCCUGCACUAACGCAGCAAAUCCAGCAGUCAAACAGGACCCCUUCUGAAAAUCUCAAGCUGCCUAUCCCUAGGUACCAAUCUGUAAGAAAUAAAUUGCUGGGUGAGAAAAAGGCAACUCAAAUCUCUGUUCUGGCUGCACAUAACAAGAUUCCUACCAAAGCCCAGAUCUCGUCACAGACUUCCCCCAAGACUACAUUAAUUGAAGACUAUCCUGAAACUUGCAGUAGUUCAGAUUCAUCUGGGCAAGUGAUAUUAAUGGACCGUGGUUCAGCUGAAAUUACAGUUGCCACAUUACUAAAUGAAAGCAACUGUAUGGAAUCGGGAUCUCCUUCACUAAACAAAACAGAUAUUGCUAAAGGUAACAUUUCUGGACCGUCUGUAGUUAAAGAUUCUUUAACCAAGCCGGCAAGUACAAGUAAUCCCAUGAAACUAAGUCUACACUCUGUGAAGACAGCAUUUGAAACCACAAAAGAUUCGCUCAUAAUGUCUGAGAAACUAAAAGAAAACCCCACAAAUUCUGCAAAUUCUGUCACUGUACUGUCACCAGCAGUUUUUGGCAAUGCAAUGCAGCUGACUCCAUCUGCACCAAAAGGAAAACUUCCUAUUCUGCCUUACGCAAGGGUAAAAAAUACGAUGUUUUCUAAAUCUAAGCAAAAUGCUAAUGCUAUGGAUGUAUCUAGUCCUUCAGUAAGAUCUGAAUGUGAGAAGAUACCAGCUUUGGUGAAAACCUUUCAUGUUCCUGUGAAAGCACCUGAUAAACGAUUAGCUGUAUCGUUUAUACAGGUCCCCAGACAAACCAUUCGAGAAAAUACCUUGUGUCCAUCCAAUAAAGUGGAUGUUGACAGUCUUAAAAAAUUGAAUGGUCUAUCCUCUAAAAGAAGAGGCAGAAAAAGAAGAACCCCAGAUGAUUUGUUGGCUUUUCAGUCCAAGCGAAGGAAAUGCAUUGUUAAUAAGUUUAGAGAAGGAAGAGAGAGGGCAAAAGUUGAUCUUCAGCAACCUCAAGACAAAAAAACAGAGGCAGUGAAAAAAUACCGUAGUAUUAGACCGAAGCCCAUGGUAGUUGUACAGGCUUUUGCACCGCUGACAACUGCAGCGAUAGUGGAGACAAAAACUCCUGAUCAUUUAGAGCAUGAUCUUUUUUUAAAUAGCUCACUUCCCAAUAAGUAUUUAAGUUACAAGCAUAAUGAUGCCACCUCUGCUAAAACAAGUGAUUUAAGUAGAAAUGUAUAUUCAACUGUACCUAAGCUAUGGCAUAAAUGUCAUGUCUGUAACCAUAACUUCCAAUUUAAACACCAUCUUCAGGACCAUAUGAACACUCAUACCAACAAAAGGCCUUACAGUUGUCGGAUUUGCCGGAAAGCAUAUAUUCAUUCUGGAAGCCUGAGCACACACAUGAAACUUCAUCACAGCGAAGGCAGACCCAAAAAGCUUGUGUGUUGCGAGUUCUGUGCUAAAGUUUUUGGCCAUGCAAAAGUAUACUUUGGCCAUCUAAAGGAAGUUCACAGGGUUGUUAUCAGCACAGAGCCCUCUACUAGUGAGCAACAGCUGCAAGAUGCUUUAAAGAACAGAGGUACAAAUAUGAAAGAGGCAGAAGAAGCAACAGAGAGAGGAAAUAAAUGCAAUUUUGAAGACCUUUUCCAUAAUCCAGGAGAAGUCAAAUUACAGAUCAAAUGUGGUCGAUGCCAGUUUAUUGCGCAGUCUUUUGCUGAAAUGAAGUUUCAUUUAUUGUGCUCUCAUGGAGAAGAGAUCCAGGGACGAGUAAAGGAAGGGAUUUUGCAAGGAAACAGAGGAACUAAGGGGGAACUGGUCAAACAUGCAACUCACUUGUGGAAACAGCGCAAUGAGAGAAGACGUUUAGCAAAAUCCAGUGCUUGUGAGGAGGAGUUUUAUACUUUUCCAAAAUUGAAAAGGCAAAUAUAUUUUCACCAUCAAAAUAAUGUUGAUGUGUUAUCUAAAAGCGAAAUGACUCAGUCAGGAAACAGCGAAGCAGCCAAGGAGAUGCAAAAUGUAGGUUGUGGUGCACAGAGCAAAAAGAUUGAAAUUUGGUCUAGGGCUGGGUAUAACUGCAUUUUGUGCAAACAGUUAUUUGGAAGAAAAGAAGAUCUUUGUAAUCACUGGCAGAGUCAUCAUAACUGUGAAGACCCUUCCAUUUUAUGGACAAUUUUUAAUUUGUUCUCAAAACAAGGAAUUAUUGACCUUUCUAAUAAUGGUGAAUAUUAAAGCUCAAUUUUGCAAUGCUAUGAAAAACAUGAGCUAAAUUCCUGAGUUAUUGUGUGCUUUUGCUGUGUUGUGAAAUUGACUCAAGAAAAAUAUCACUUGAGAGGUUUGUUUGAUUGUUUUGUUUGGUUGAUUGGGAUUUUUUUUAAGUUAUCAUUUGCAAUCUUUGCUCACCUUUAUUUUGUUAAAUAGAAAAUGUAUUCACCCAUUAUCUUUCCAGAUGGGUACAUGCAAGCCUGUUAUGAAACACUGUGCUUAGUUUUCAUGUGUUAGGAAGUUAACAGCAAAUACGCAAUGCGAAUGGUUAAAAUUAAGGAGAGAGAUGCUCAAGAUACAUUAUACUAUACACACUAUACACAUAUACACUAUACACAAUGAAUCAGUUUACAUGAAGUAAUUGUGAUCUUGACUGGAAUGACAAACCAGACUGAAAGCUUAAUUUGAGUCCCAACUCUGCUUCCAGAUUUUGUGGUAAAUAUGUAUUCGCAUACAGUUCUCUAGAUCAUGUGAAUGUGCGUACAAGCCUAUAUUUGGAGUUUUAUAGCUUAAGAGCUUUUAAAUCUUGUUUUCUUGAUUUCAGUGUCUUCAGCCUUGUUUGUUGCCCGCAGCUUUGUUGUUGGCAAGCCUUUCAGGUGUUAUGUUCUGCCCUGAUAACAGCAGAGAUCUUUAGAUUUUUUGUAAACUGAAAAAAAUCACAUGUAUUUUUUCCUUUUUGCCUGUAGCCUACUUUGGGAUCAAGACGGGUUAGUUGUUGCCUGUGAAGAUGGAACUCUCAAAGCUUGACUGUUUUAUGAAAAAAAUGUUUGUUUUAAAAAUAGUAAUAUGAGUUUGUUACUUCUAGGAAGUUUGACAUUCUGCAAUAGAUUGCAUGAUUCACAGUGCACUUUAAGCAUAUUCUUUGCACCUCAUGUGACAGCAGCACUACUGCUGUCAACACCUUUAGCAUUCUGCCGUUAGCAUUCUUGCUAUAUAUCUCAUGUACCUGUGCAGUUGGCCCAGUCUGUGGCUUUAAAGGGAAAUCGUCCUUCCACCUCUAAAUAUCAUAAGUUUAUCAUAGGUCAUAAGUUUUUUCCUAUGUGUUGCCAAAUUUACUAUACUACAGGAAUUGCAUGCAGCACCUUAACUUUCCCAUAGAUAUCAUCUUAAGCAUAGAAACAAAUAAUAACAGUUAUUUUACUAGGAUGCAAACCCAUAAUAACCUGUAAUGCAGGAAUAGUGCAUGCUGUCUCCUCCAGUGCAGAACAGACCCAGUAAAUUACAAUUUCAGCACAUCUACAAGGGGGAAAGUCAGACCUGACUGGAAGGACAAAACUUGUAUGCAUACCUCGGGUUUUUUUAAGUUUCAGACUGCAGCACAGUUUUACACUGAGACACUGCAAAACAAUAGAAAAGAACUACUGAUGAAUACUAAGGAAUCCCUAUGAAGUUAUACAGAAUUCUUCAAAAUCUGAGUUUUCAUUUUUUUAAAUAAAAAUAAUUGUUCCUAUUGCAAAAUAGAAGCUUAUACUGCUGCAUCACAGUUUUUUGUGUUGAUAAUCUAGUUAGCCAUUUAUAAAUGUUUUUCUGAUUGUUGCAACAAGAUAAAGUUCUGGAACUCAGUUUUGAUGAAAAGUUCAUUGAAGCCAUUGAAACUAGUCUAAAAUUUGUGUUUAAACUGCUCUUACUUAAAAGCCUAACGCACGUCUGAAUUAUUUUGGGAGCAAUAGUGGAGACAGUGUAGGAAGUCAGUAUAUCGUUUGAGAGAAGUGAGAGCAUGUUAGAUGACAAAGUGAAAAAUACACCAGUCCCAUUUCUACACCACGACUUCAUUCAUUUCUUUUUGUGGUCAAACUGUAAUUGAGGGAUUGCAAUGGUGAAAGAGUCUUUCUCAAAAUGUCCAGGGUGGCCAUGCGUUGCUUUGCAGAAAUGGUGAUCAAAACAUGAAAAGAAGAGGUCUAAAAAUGUUCCGGAAACUGUUGCAGUAUUUUGUGUGCAUGUGUAUAUGUGUUGUUUUUAAAUAGUAAAGGCAACUUUGAGCUAGUAGUUUUGAAUGACAUUUCUUAUCUUAUGGUGCUUUGCCUGGUGUUGAACUAUGAGAAUGGAGCCAAGUAAAAUAAAAGACAAAAGGAAAUUUCUCAUUGAACUGUGCAGGUGUUUGAUAAGUGGAAGAUCCCUAUGGAUUUUCACAGCUUCCUUCUUAGGAUCUGUUGCUAUAAAAAAACAGUUGUGGUGGUUUCGUUGCUUUUGUAUAUUAUUUUCAAUGCUGAACUUCUUUAAAUAUACUGUUUAUUCUUAAUCCUUUAACUUUCAAAAUCAAACAAGUUGGUGUUUUCCCUGAAAAAGAAAGGUGAGAAUAGUCCCUCCUUCACAUAGUUAAAUAUAUCAAAGGAAAGUUCAUUCCUGGCCUAAAGCACACAUUUUAAAGUUGGGCAAAAACUUAACACAGAUGAUCAGACCUUUAGUAUUUUUAUUUAGAACACAGACCUUUAGUAUUUUUAUUUAGAACAGACUUUAGAUCACUUUUCUUGCAAAAUCAUCAGUUCUUCAGUGUAGUUCCUCAUGUUCAGGAACAGCACCAAUGAUGACAGAAUAGUCCUUCAAAAAUCUUAUCAAACAGUAUUUGCUAAGACUAUUGGUGGAUCAGAGCCAGCGAUGCAAAUGACUUGCUUGAUGUUGUUUAUCAAACAAGAACAGUCACUCAUUUUCAUGUAAGAAAAGGGGGUUGCGAUGAUGAGCGGAGUGAGGGUUGGGAUGAGGGGCUGUUGCUUAUUUAACUGGAAAUUUUCAGUGCAUUGAUUUUUUUUUUUUUUUUCCCCACCAUAUUUUUGAGCUUUUCAUCCUUUCUCUGGUGCAGGCCAAACAGGUAAAGGGGUCUCAGCCUUCAGCAAUUUAAAGCCUGAAAGCAUGUUUUAAAGCAUGGCUCUAAGCUACUUCUCAGUGUUCUCAAAAAUGCUUAAAAUUAGAAGCCUUUUUUAUCAAGCCUGAAGACAUUCUUACAUUUCAGGCUAUUAUGAUUACACUAGAUUAUUCAAGGUUGGAAUUUUUUAAAAUAGCUUGCAAUUAAAUAUAGAUGUAUCCUUUGUUUAAUGUGUGUUUGCUUUGAAUUUGUGUUCAUUCUGAUAACAUUCUGAGGUAUGAAGUAAGCCUUAUGUACAGCAACAUUAAAUAGUGCGUGUUUGCUGCUCAGCAAAUGGUUGUCAUGAAUACAGUUUGCUGUUUACCUUAAAGUUGGACAAGCUAACAUCUGGUUUUGCACAUAAAUUAUAUUUUUAAAUUGUUGAAAUGAAUGUUACUGUUUUUGUAGCUGUAGUUUUGUUCCCUUCUGAUUUUUCAUUAAAUCUCUGCUUUAGCUUCACUGUUCAACUUUAAAGCUGUUCCUCAUGUGGAAAGUUGUUUCUUCAUCAUCACACCAUAAAUAAUCAAAGCUGGAUGAGUUCCAUUGCUUCUCUGGCUUGCAGAAUAUUGCCCUUCUCCAGCUGCAGAGCUACAGUUUCCUAUUGUUAACUUGACAUAGUUGCUGGCAGUAAAUGCUUUACUUCAUUAAUUUGUUAGAAUUUAGAUAUCUGCUGUUUAGCCCCAUCAAAGUUUCUGUCAUACCUCAUUAGAUACUUAUUUUAUCUGCUAUUCACUGAGCUCUUUAGAAUAAGGAUGAACAGGUAUUUAGGUGAGCAGAUUUCUACCCUAACUUUGUGCAGAUGACGCUGAUGUUUGAGAAUCAUCAGCUUAUCUCGGCUCAGCCAUGCAGUAUAUUAUAUUUCUACAACACACCGACCUACAUACGCAUGUAGUUUGGAAGGAAAUAUAUACCCUGAAUUCAACUAAUGUCAGUUACUGUUAUCAAACCUGUACAAUGUAGGUUCAUGCUUAAUGUGCAUAAAGAUUAAAAUGCUAUUAACUGUA
This is a messenger RNA of Dromaius novaehollandiae (emu), 6835 nucleotides long. It is a transcript of the gene ZNF438, whose product is annotated as zinc finger protein 438. The record is from RefSeq and is a predicted model, not a curated record. The transcript is spliced from 8 exons. NCBI's taxonomy places the organism in Eukaryota, Metazoa, Chordata, Aves, Casuariiformes, Dromaiidae. Gene Ontology annotation, molecular function: sequence-specific DNA binding; DNA-binding transcription factor activity, RNA polymerase II-specific. Gene Ontology annotation, biological process: regulation of transcription by RNA polymerase II. The coding region runs from base 224 to 2959 and encodes 911 amino acids. Gene Ontology annotation, cellular component: nucleus.